Molecule: messenger RNA, 3573 nt
Organism: Vespula pensylvanica (western yellowjacket)
Lineage: Eukaryota; Metazoa; Arthropoda; Insecta; Hymenoptera; Vespidae
Gene: crp
Product: helix-loop-helix protein 11
Exons: 7
Coding region: 1741-3375 (544 amino acids)
Biological process (GO): regulation of transcription by RNA polymerase II
Cellular component (GO): nucleus
Molecular function (GO): protein dimerization activity; RNA polymerase II cis-regulatory region sequence-specific DNA binding; DNA-binding transcription factor activity, RNA polymerase II-specific
Source: RefSeq, a predicted model, not a curated record
CCGUAUCAUUCCUUUAGCGUAAAGCUGCGCGACGUGAAAAUAGUUCCUGUCGGACGAUCGAAGUAUCUGAGUAAGGACGGUGAUAGGAAAGGAAAGAAAACUUGAACACGGGGUGCGCGGCGCCAAGCUUUAGUCGCGCGCGUCAGAGAGAGAGGGAGAGAGAGAGAGAGAAGGAAAGAAAAUAAGAAGAGGAGGGACGAGCCAGCUUCGGAUUGGUCCGAAGUAAGGGUCCUCGAUAUCAGGGUAGCGCGAAGCGCGCGAAUCGCCCCGAGCGCGGGCCAUCGAACUUCUUGAGAGAGAAGGGAGUCUAUACAUGUGUGUAUGCGUGUAUGAGAGAGAGAGAGAGAGAGAGAGACUAGAUUUUCGAAGGGUGACGUAAUCGUCCCGAGUCUCACGCACGCUCGUCAAUGCGUCGCUUCGUCGCUUUGAGUUGGUGCGGCUUUCGUACGGGAAGGUGUGCCGUUUUCGAUACACGAUUUCGUGUCCUUGACAUAUCGCGAGGCCAAGUGUAAAAGAGUUUUCUUCGUGUGGUCGCAGCAUGUUUCUGGCGGUGUGCUUUGGUAAAACGGUACUACGCGGUGCGACAUGUCGGAAUGAGAGAGCAAAGCGUUACGUACAUUCAACGAUGCGAUCACGGUAAGCACACUGUGUGUCGAUAACUACGAUAGCGUGCGUGCUACUACCGGUGUGUUACUUUUCCGAUAUAUUCGUGGGUGUUGGAAAGAAUUUCAAAGUAUUUUACGUUUUCAACGAUCGUCGAUUCACGCGAUCGUUCAUCGUGAAUUAAAUUCGAUAAAAGACGAACCGAAGACGAAUAGAAAAGAGGUGUGGCAAGAAGAAAGAAAGAAAGAAAGAAGAAAAGAAAGAAAGAAAGAAAAAAAAGGAAGAGAGAAAGAAAAGAAAAGUCAAGACAGUGCGGUAGGAUAGAACAGGAGUGGAAAAAAAGUGAAACAGUUUGAAGGAGGGAGAAAGUACGAUAGUCGAGAAAGCCGGCGAGAAGACAUCCGAGAUAGAGGGCGCUCGACGGGCCCGGCGUCUACGGACGGCCCUGAAACCGGCGGCGGCGGAGUGAUUCGCGACGCGUCGUGGGGGCCCUCAGCUGUUUCCCGCCAAAGAUCGCCAUUACAAAACGCGUUCGGCCGUUGUGUGUGAGAGGAUCGCGCGCGCCGUAGUGACUGGUUCAAUGGUGGAAUAUCUCAGUGCAUUGCCACUAUAGUCGUGACGAGUCCGCUCGUUUUAUCGUCGACGUCUGGACAUCGUCUUCGUCGUGUCGGUUGGGGUUCGUUUCUAACGAGCGAGGUCUUGUAAAAGAAGGUGAGAGAAAGAAAGAGAGAAAGGGGGUAAAGAAAGAGACAGACAGAGAGAGAGAGAGAGAGAGAGAGAGAGAGAGAGGAGAGGGAGGGAGGGAUAGGGACAGAGAGAGUUCUCGUCUGUCGCGUAUCACGCGUAGACAUAAGCGCGUAACAAUUCGCCGUCGUGUCAAGGAGAGCGUGCGCGCGCGCGCGCGUUCUCUCUUUCCGGGCCGUAGUGGAGUGUGUCGUCGUGCGAGAGGUGGAAGAAGAAGAAGAAGAAGAAAAGGAGGAGGAGGAGGAGGAGGAAGAAGAAGAAGAGGAGGCGGCGGCAGCAGCGGUGGAGGAGGAGGAGGCGGAAGCGACGUUUUCUCGCGUCUACCGCGACAACGGCGGCUGCUGCUGGGAGCUGGUGGAGUCGCGGGCCGGGAUUCUCGGUGCGCUGCAAGAUAUGUCAGUGUUCACUGCCGACGAUCGGAUUUUGCUCGAGGAAAUCGUCGAGGCGAGCACCGAGGAACACGAGGCUGAACUCUGUGGUAGUAUCGAGAAAGUGGAGGAGAGCUCGGUGACGAGCGUGGCGGCCGUUGAGGCCGCGGAUACUCAACAACAGCAGCAACAACAACAAUCAAAGAGUAACACAGUAACAGCUCGUCGUGUAGGUGGCCAAAACGUUGCUUCGGGUAAUACCGGUGCUAGCGGUGGUAAUAACGUUGGACGUGUCACACCGCGUAGCCACAUGGAGCAGGAAAAGCGGAUGCGGCGAGAAAUCGCCAACAGCAACGAGCGACGUCGUAUGCAGAGUAUCAACGCUGGUUUCCAGUCUCUUAGGACAUUGCUACCACAUCACGAGGGCGAGAAACUUUCCAAGGCUGCGAUACUUCAACAGACUGCCGAAUACAUUUAUCAGUUAGAACAAGAGAAAACACAGUUGUUGUCACAGAAUUGUCAAUUGAAACGACUGGUGAAUCAACACGAAGGUGGUGAUUUACCUAUCAAGAAACGCAAGCCUGAUAAUCAAGGCGUUGUUGUAAGUUUACCGGUGCAUGUAAGCGAGAGUGGCGACGAAGGAUUGGGUAGUAUGUCCCCGGAGCCUCUUUCUGUAAUCACGGUGACAACAGAGAGCCAUUCCGUGGUAAGCAGCGAGGUCGUGGAGCUUAGACGACAGUUGGAGAGAGAACGUCACGCAAGACUGCAUUUGGAAAAGCAGAUGAGAGUCAUUCAGAGUCAGCUGUAUCCGGAAAGAUUCCGGGAUAAUCAGCUGAUUGCGUAUCAGCCUCACGAGGUAAUUGAACAUACGGACAAUGUCAUGAGCCAAGAAACUGAGGAAGCAGUUGCCGCGUUGCAAGUGGUAUCGGUUAUGUCAAUACCUGCGGUAGGCUCGACUCAAACAGUGGAAACUUCGAGUCCCGAACCAAGUUCACCACCGUUGUCUCCUCAGCCUGGUGAUUUGGUACCAGCUGAGGAUUUAAAGGAAGAAGAAUCCAGACCGAGUAGCCCGAAAAUCGUAGCUUUUGCUCAGAAUUCUGUUUUCGCGAGUCUCGAAGAGCAAACUACUGCUGAUUCCUUUUCUUCAUCGAGUCGCGUAACUUAUGGCUCAUCGAAUACCGAUUUUAAAAAUUCUUCGCCGCAAUAUAUCACGACCAGUCCUAGCAGACCUUUCUCACCUCCUGCUGAACCACAACGAUUGCCCAGCGUUCUAGAGGCUGCAAUGAAGGCAGAACCUAAGGUCGAAGUUGAAAGAUUACCGUCACCGUCGAAUUCAUUGGACGAUGGCACGCCACAAGCGAGGCUCUAUCUCGCGAAUACAUCCAGACAGAAUCUGGAAACGAUCGUCGAGGCAAUCCGCCAUCUUGAAGGUGAUCAUCUUUUUAGCGACGAGCCAUUGGCAUUGACGAACGAGCCAUUGGCAUUGACCAACAAGUCUACCAUGAAAAAUCCAUCGAACGUUAAGUGUUCGUCUACGAACUCGAAUUCGACCUCGAAGCAACGGCUUCUUCACGCUACCGACGUGAACAACUUCCUCCAGUUCCAAGUCCAACAACAGGCUCAACAACGGCCUGGCGUUAUUGUCGUGAAGCACUCGUGAUCCACCCUACUUGCGCGUUCCACCGUGCACUGAAUGAAACUGAUACACGUUCCAUCAUCAUCCCCCAUUAAACGGGAUGAAUUUAUUAUCCUUCGAACGCGACGCGAGCCUAUCCUCGAAGAGGGACCUUUUUCCUUUUCUUCCUCACGUUUUAAUAAGGACACGUGCUUCGUCACGAUUGAACUUUAUAAUUAUUAA